CUUUCUGAUUGGUCCUCGCAGUAGUCGCCUGUCAAUUACGACAUUCAGUUGCGCCAACACCACCACGAGAUUUGGGCUAACAUCGGGGUCGGGAUGCGGCGAGCUCAAUGUCACGGAGCUUUACCGGCGAGAAGGCAAACAUCAGCCACGUUUAAACCACCGAUGUAAUCACAUUUGGCUUUAAAGGAUAGUCUGCAAUAAGGCUGUGACCUCCUGAAGAGGUCCCCCAAACUCCUCCCCCCUUCUUCCUCUGUAUUUACAGGUCCACUAGUCCACCAUGUCCACCCAGAUUUGUAGAGUGUUGGAGCUGAUGAUGCGCUCUUCUGGCUGCCCGGCCAUCAGAAGCAGAUCAUGUUUACACAAGGCAGUGUUGGCUCCUGUAGCUGUCUCUGGCAGCUGUGUUCCUGGGUUUGCUGUGCUUCAUAGAAGGGCAUACAGCCUGGAUUCACUCUCCUCAGGUCCUGGUCGGUUCACGUUUGGUCAAAGCUCCCAACAGCCCUGUGCAGAGAGGAUAUCCCCCUCCUCAGCACUCACACACAGGAAUCUAUCUGCUGUGGCUGUACAGGGCCAGUGUCGUCCUCUGUGCCGGUAUGACUUCCUUGACCUUGGGGAGGUAGAGGACAAUGUACGCCGUGCUCAGGCCUGUAAAAAGAUGAGACACUUCAUAGUGGACCCAGACCUGGCUAAACUGGUAGCACAGCAUCUCGGAGCUGAGGACUCUAAAACUGUUAUCUUUGAAUGUAAUCCAGGUCCUGGGGUGUUGACUAGAACACUGCUAAAUGCCGGAGCUCAGAGAGUUGUGGCUCUUGAAGGGGACAGGUUCUUCUCACACGAGCUACAGGAGUUGGAAAGUCAUCUUGAUGGUCAACUGGAAGUGGUUCAUUGUGACUACUUCAGACUAGACCCCAUUGGCUUUGGAAACCUUAAACCCCCUGUUAUGUUCACUGACAAACUGUUCACUGACCUGGGAAUAUCAGAAGCCAGCUGGACUGAUGACAUCCCGGUGAAGGUGGUGGGCAUCCUGCCUCUGCGUAAUGAACGUAGCCUGCUGCUGAAGAUGGUCUAUUCUUUGUUUGAACGGCUGUCUAUCUACAGAUAUGGAAGAAUAGAGCUCAACCUCUUCAUGAGCGAAAAGGAAUACCUGAAACUGGUGUCACGUCCUGGUGAAAUGAUGCACUACAGAGCUUUCGGUGUCCUUUGGCAGAUGGCCUGUGAUAUCGAACUACUGCACAAGGAGCCCUGGCAGUCAUUUGUGAUGUCUUCAAGACAGAAUAUACCCAGUCCUAAGGGCAAGCUUCCCAAUGACCACCUGUGCCUGGUGCGCCUGCGUCCACGGGCUGAUUUGUUCUCUGCAGGCCUCACUCCUUCUAAUGCUUCCACUCUGCUCAUGAUGGUCAAACAGUGUCUGGCAAAGAGGAAGGUCAAGCUCAUUGACAGACUAAACCUCUGGUCUCCAGAUAGUGGGAGUAAGCUGUUAGCGGAGAUGGGCAUGCCGGAGGACAUACUCACAGGCCAUGUAUAUCCAGAGGAGUAUCUUCGACUGUUUCAGCUGAUGGACAAGAGUCAGGAGUUUACACAGAGCUGGCUUUAUGAGGAGAUACUGGAAAACACAGAGAGGGAGGGAUGGGGCUAAAAUAUAUAAAUUUACAGGUCAUGUGUAUAGUUCUCUUUUUUUUAGAAAAUGAAAUGCAAAAGUAAACAAAAACUUAUUUAAAAAAGGGUCAUUUAAUAUAAAUAAUCUGUGACUAGUGACAUGGAGAAAAACAGAAGAUGAUUACAUACAGAAACACAAAAAUAGCACAAGUAAAAUUAAUGCAGAUGCCUACAAAAUGCGUUUUUCUGUAGGGAGUGACUGAGAUGGUGAAAGCAUUUGACACUGAAAUGACCCUCUGUGCUUUCCUGGAAGAGAUUAUCACGAGUUGAACUCUGAAGCAAAUCCCCAAAAGUAAUUCUUUUUGGGGCCUCAUUUGAUCAUGUAAAAAGGAAGGGAAAACGCCUCAUAGAUGCACCAUGUCAUGCAAAUGAUGUUAUAAUUAUAAUUUAGGUGCAUGUGCUCUGUGAAUGAUUGACUGAUACAACUCGAGUUUUGCUGACGCAGCAACUGUGACCACAGUUUCACAAACCGACAUACUUGGCGCAAUAACAGCGCAGUAAGAAGGACGAAGUUUUCCACUGUAUACUGUCAUGGCUUGUAUAUUUUUGUAUAGUAAUUAUAAGCAUAAACUGAUUUAAAUGUAUGAAAUGUCUUGUUUUAUUGGCUGUGUACGUUGUGUGGCUUGUAUAAUUUAAUCAAAUCAUUAAAUCAUAAUUUUGAUACGUAGUGAUUUGGAUUGAUCCGAGCCUUGUUUUGCUUUACUUACCAGGUUGCAUACAGUGAAAACAUUGUUUUGAUCAUAUGUUUCUAUUUUUGGAGCGGGUGUGCCCACAUGUCAUGCAAACUUAUGUCUUCAUUUCACACAUGUUAAGCAAUAACACAUCUGAAAUAAAUAAAAUUUAACUAU
Larimichthys crocea (large yellow croaker) is the source of this 2501-nucleotide messenger RNA. It is a transcript of the gene tfb2m, whose product is annotated as transcription factor B2, mitochondrial. The transcript has 10 exons. Gene Ontology annotation, biological process: transcription initiation at mitochondrial promoter; rRNA methylation. The record is from RefSeq and is a predicted model, not a curated record. Gene Ontology annotation, cellular component: mitochondrial matrix. Bases 278 to 1633 code for a protein of 451 amino acids. Gene Ontology annotation, molecular function: rRNA (adenine-N6,N6-)-dimethyltransferase activity; mitochondrial transcription factor activity. NCBI's taxonomy places the organism in Eukaryota, Metazoa, Chordata, Actinopteri, Sciaenidae.